This is a messenger RNA of Perognathus longimembris pacificus (Pacific pocket mouse), 9198 nucleotides long. It is a transcript of the gene Kat6a, whose product is annotated as lysine acetyltransferase 6A. Gene Ontology annotation, cellular component: nucleosome; MOZ/MORF histone acetyltransferase complex. Gene Ontology annotation, biological process: nucleosome assembly; regulation of DNA-templated transcription. The coding region runs from base 565 to 6582 and encodes 2005 amino acids. The transcript has 18 exons. Lineage: Eukaryota; Metazoa; Chordata; Mammalia; Rodentia; Heteromyidae. The record is from RefSeq and is a predicted model, not a curated record. Gene Ontology annotation, molecular function: DNA binding; histone acetyltransferase activity.
CCGCGGCUGUUCCGCCGCCUCGCCUCCCCUCCCCCCGGCUGGAGCUCACUGUCUCCAAGAUGGCGGCCGUGUCAGUUUGGGGCAUCUCCGCGGUCCAGCCCCGGGCCCCGGGCCCCCGGCUCUCUUCUCCCCCGGAUUCUUUCUACUAGUCUUCAUACUUGUUGAAAUGCUGAAUAGUUUGUUGGGGAAAGAUGUGGAGGAAGAGUUGAAAUUCAUAGACUGAUGAGCAGAAAUUUCCGAGGACAGAAUAGCCAGCACCCUUCUGGUAUAAGAUGUACAACUUAUGCUCUGAAGUAGUGAGUGAGAUUUAUGGAAUUCUUGCAACUUUUCUAUGAAGAGUCUCGUGUAGUGCUAUUGGGAAGUUUGAAGAUAUUUCAAAUAAGCGGUUGGUUUGAAGUGGAAAGGCAUUCGGUUUUGUGAAAGGAGGACUGACUCAGGCCAGAAAACUUGUAUGCUAUGGUGAACUGGUUACUAGCCUCCGAGGAUCUUGUUUUCCAUGGUGUGAAACUUACUCAGCAUCAGGAUAAGGGAUAACGACUCUAUGGAUAUACAGAAUCCUUCACCAUGGUAAAACUCGCUAACCCGCUGUAUACGGAGUGGAUUUUGGAGGCCAUCAAAAAAGUGAAGAAGCAGAAACAGCGUCCUUCAGAAGAAAGGAUAUGUAAUGCAGUGUCUUCAUCCCAUGGCUUAGAUCGAAAAACUGUUUUAGAACAACUGGAAUUGAGUGUUAAAGAUGGAACAAUUUUAAAAGUCUCAAAUAAAGGACUCAAUUCCUAUAAAGAUCCUGAUAAUCCAGGGCGAAUAGCACUUCCUAAACCUCGAAACCAUGGAAAAUUGGAUAAUAAACAAAAUGUGGAUUGGAGUAAACUGAUCAAACGGGCAUUUGAUGGCUUGGCAGAGUCCAGUGGCUCAACUUUAAAAAGCAUUGAACGCUUUUUGAAAGGUCAGAAAGAUGUGUCUGCAUUAUUUGGAGGCAGUUCUACCUCUGGCUUUCACCAGCAGUUACGAUUGGCUAUCAAACGUGCCGUUGGCCACGGCAGACUCCUUAAAGAUGGACCGCUUUAUAGGCUCAACACUAAAGCAACCAGUGCUGAUGGGAAAGAGAGUUGUGAGUCUCUUUCCUGUUUACCUCCAGUAUCACUGCUUCCACAUGAAAAGGAUAAGCCGGUUGCUGAACCAAUCCCCAUCUGUAGUUUCUGUCUUGGUACAAAAGAACAAAACCGGGAAAAGAAGCCAGAGGAACUCAUCUCCUGUGCAGACUGUGGCAACAGUGGUCAUCCAUCCUGUUUAAAGUUUUCCCCAGAAUUAACGGUUAGAGUGAAGGCAUUACGGUGGCAGUGUAUCGAGUGUAAAACAUGCAGCUCCUGUCGAGAUCAAGGCAAAAAUGCAGAUAACAUGCUCUUUUGCGAUUCAUGCGAUCGAGGUUUUCACAUGGAGUGUUGUGAUCCACCACUCACACGGAUGCCAAAAGGCAUGUGGAUAUGUCAAAUAUGUCGACCUAGGAAAAAAGGACGAAAACUUCUACAAAAGAAAGCAGCACAGAUAAAACGACGCUAUGCUAAUCCAAUAGGACGGCCAAAAAACAGGUUAAAGAAACAAAACACGGUAUCAAAAAGUCCCUUCAGCAAAGUCCGAACUGGCCCUGGAAGGGGGCGCAAACGUAAAAUCACUCUUUCUAGCCAAUCAGCAUCAUCAUCAGAAGAAGGAUAUUUAGAGCGAAUAGAUGGCUUGGAUUUCAGCAGAGGUAGCAGUGUUCCCUUGAAGUUUAACAAGAAAACCAAAGGGCUCAUUGAUGGCCUUACCAAGUUCUUCACCCCUUCCCCUGAUGGGCGGAAAGCUCGAGGGGAAGUAGUAGACUACUCUGAGCAAUACAGAAUCAAGAAAAAGGGCAGCAGAAAAUCAAGCACUUCAGAUUGGCCCACAGACAAUCAGGAUGGUUGGGAUGGCAAACAAGAAAGUGAGGAGCGGCUUUUUGGGAGCCAAGAAAUCAUGACUGAGAAAGAUAUGGAAUUAUUUCGUGACAUCCAGGAACAAGCACUGCAGAAAGUUGGAGUGACUGGUCCCCCUGACCCACAAGUUCGCUGUCCCUCUGUCAUUGAGUUUGGGAAGUAUGAGAUUCACACCUGGUACUCCUCCCCAUAUCCUCAAGAAUACUCAAGGCUACCUAAAUUGUAUCUUUGUGAGUUCUGUCUAAAAUACAUGAAAAGUAGAACUAUUCUACAGCAGCACAUGAAGAAAUGUGGUUGGUUUCAUCCUCCUGCAAAUGAGAUAUAUCGAAAAAAUAAUAUUUCUGUCUUUGAGGUUGAUGGGAAUGUGAGUACCAUUUAUUGUCAAAACCUGUGUCUCUUGGCAAAGUUGUUUCUUGACCACAAAACACUCUAUUAUGACGUGGAGCCAUUUCUUUUUUAUGUAUUAACACAGAAUGAUGUCAAGGGCUGCCACCUUGUUGGCUACUUUUCUAAAGAAAAGCACUGCCAACAGAAAUACAACGUUUCCUGUAUAAUGAUUCUUCCUCAGUACCAGCGUAAGGGCUACGGCAGGUUCCUCAUCGAUUUUAGUUAUUUGUUAUCAAAACGUGAAGGCCAAGCAGGAUCUCCUGAGAAACCAUUAUCAGAUCUAGGUCGUCUUUCCUACAUGGCUUAUUGGAAAAGUGUAAUAUUGGAGUGCCUUUAUCACCAAAAUGACAAGCAAAUCAGCAUUAAGAAGCUAAGCAAGUUGACUGGCAUCUGCCCUCAAGACAUUACUUCCACACUCCAUCACCUACGAAUGCUGGACUUCCGUAGUGACCAAUUUGUGAUUAUACGCCGGGAAAAACUUAUCCAGGAUCACAUGGCCAAACUUCAACUGAAUUUGCGACCUGUGGAUGUAGAUCCCGAAUGUUUGCGUUGGACUCCUGUUAUAGUCUCCAACUCUGUUGUCUCAGAGGAGGAAGAAGAGGAGGUGGAUGAAGGAGACAGUGAAGAGCCCCAGCACCAGGAAAGAGAAGUAGAGACCAGUGUGGGAAAGUCUAUGUCUCGGGAGAACAAAGAACAAGACUCUUAUUCUUCAGUAGAAAGUGAAAAGAAGCCAGAAGUUAUACCUCCAGCCAGUUCCACACGCUUGAAUAAGCAGGUCCUUCCCCGUGAUAGUCUUCCUGCGAAUAGUCAACCAUCUCGGAGGGGCCGCUGUGGGAGGAAAAACAGAAAGGCCCAAGAACACUUUGGUGAUAAAGACUCUAGACUGCUCUUGGAAGAGACUCCAUCAGCUCCUCAGGAACACUAUAGAGAAUGUGAGGAAAAAUUGGAAACUUCCCAAGAACAAUACACUGAAAGUGAACAGUUGACAACCUCUCAGGAACAGCCAAGCCUGGAUGGGAAGCCAGAUCUUCCCAAAAGAAGAUUAAGUGAGGGUGCUGAGCUAUGGCGAGAACAGCUAAAGAAAAGUCCGAAGGUUCUUAGGUGCAGAUUGCCAGAAGCAAAUGAUAGACUGUCUCGUUGCUAUAGUGAUGGAGACAGGGCUGUCCUUAGGGGCUUUAGUGAGAGCAGUGAGGAGGAGGAGGAGCCAGAAAGUCCUCGGUCAAACUCACCACCAAUUCUUACAAAACCCACCUUGAAGCGGAAGAAACCAAUUCUUCACCGAAGAAGGAGAGUCCGAAAGCGCAAACAUCACAAUAGCAGUGUAGUCACAGAAACUAUUUCUGAGACCACAGAGGUGUUAGAUGAACCUUUUGAAGACUCCGACUCUGAGAGACCAAUGCCAAGAUUAGAACCCACAUUUGAGAUUGAGGAGGAGGAGGAAGAGGAAGAGGAUGAGAAUGAACUCUAUCAUAGAGGAUACUUCCAUCGCUUGUCCUCACAGGAUGUUCUCAGGUGCCACUCCUCUUCUAAGAGGAAAUCUAAAGAGGAAGAGGAAGAAGAAGAAUCUGAUGACGCUGAUGACACUCCUAUCCUAAAGCCAGUAUCUCUCUUGCGAAAAUGUGACGUGAACAAUUCUUCACUGGAGGCAGAUACUUCCACACCGAUGAAAAAGAAAAAGGGAUGGCCCAAAGGCAAAAGCCGCAAACCAGUCCACUGGAAGAAAAGACCUGGACGAAAACCAGGAUUUAAGUUGAAUCGGGAAAUCACAGCUGUUUCUUUGCAAGAAUGCAUUGUUGAGCCCCUUGCUCCCAUUCCUAAGGCUGGACGUAAAUCUAAAACUCAAGAGAAUGAAGAAACUGUUGAGUCAAAAGAGGAUUUGCCUUUGUCAGAAGAAAGGAAGGAAGAGGAGCUGCAUGAAGAAGCAGAGGAGGUUGAAGAGGGAGAGGAAGAGGAUACAACUAGCAGUGAAGUUAGAGCAGCUUCCCCAGUGGGCAGCAGCAACAGCCCCGAGGCUGAAAUGAAAGAUGCUGAGGUAGAGGAGGAGGAAGAGAAACCUCCAAUCUUGGAAGAACAGAGGCAGUCAGAGGAAGAGCCACAGGAGCUGGAAGAACAGGAACAAGAGGAAGAAGAUGAAGUGACCAUAGAGCCAAACCAGAAUGAAGACCAUGAUGCAGAUGAUGAAGAUGAUGGCCAUUUGGAAUCUGCAAAGAAAAAGGAGCCAGAGGAACAGCCUGUACGAGAAGAUGUCAAAGAGGAGCCUGGUGGCCAGGAGUCUUUUUUAGAUAGUGACAUUCAGAACAGUAGGGAGAAUAUAAAGGAUAAAGAUGAAACAGAACCAGAUUCUGAGGAGGAACAGCCUUCUCAUGAGACAUCCGUGGUAUCUGAGCAUAUACCAGGGUCCGAGGAUGACCAUGAAGAAGAUUCAAACACUAAGGAAGAAUUAAUAGAAUUAAAAGAGGAAGAAGAGAUUCCUCACAGUGAGCUGGAUCUGGAAACUGUACAAGCAGUGCAAUCUUUGACCCAAGAGGAAAGCAAUGAGCAUGAAGGGGCCUACCAGGACUGUGAAGAGACUCUUGCAGCUUGUCAGACACUGCAGAGUUACACACAGGCUGAUGAUGACCCUCAGAUAUCAAUGGUUGAAGACUGUCAUGCUUCAGAACAUAAUAGCCCAAUAUCCUCAGUUCCGUCUCAUCCAAGCCAGUCAGUCCGCUCGGUCAGCAGCCCUAAUGUGCCUGCCCUGGAGAGUGGCUACACACAGAUCAGCCCGGAACAAGGAUCACUGUCCGCACCCUCUAUGCAGAACAUGGAGACCAGCCCCAUGAUGGAUGUGCCUUCUGUAUCAGACCACUCUCAGCAGGUAGUGGACAGUGGCUUCAGUGAUCUGGGCAGCAUUGAGAGCACCACAGAGAACUAUGAGAACCCAAGCAGCUACGAUUCCACGAUGGGUGGCAGCAUCUGUGGGAAUAACUCCUCUCAGAGCAGCUGCUCCUAUGGUGCAUUGUCAUCCUCCAGUAGCCUCACCCAGAAUAGUUGUGUUGUCACUCAGCAAAUGGCUAACAUGGGCAGCAGCUGCAGCAUGAUGCAGCAGAACCCUGUCCAGCCUGCUUCCAACUGCAAUAUCAAGUCACCUCAGAGCUGUGUGGUGGAGAGGCCUCCCAGUAACCAGCAGCCGCCGCCGCCGCCACAGCCGCCGCCACAGCAGCCUCAGCCACAGCCACAGCCGCCGCAGCAGCAGCAGCCAGCACCGCAGCCUCCUCCGCCCCAGCCCCAGCCGCCCCAGCCCCAGCCCCCUCAGCCCCAGCAGCCUCAGCCCCCACCCCAGCAGCAGCCCCCACUGUCACAGUGUAGCAUGAAUAACAGCUUUACUCCAGCGCCUAUGAUCAUGGAGAUCCCAGAAUCUGGGAGCACAGGGAACAUAAGUAUCUACGAGAGGAUUCCAGGGGACUUUGGUGCUGGCAGCUACUCUCAACCAUCAGCCACUUUCAGUUUAGCCAAGUUGCAGCAGCUGACCAACACCAUUAUGGACCCUCAUGCCAUGCCUUAUAGCCAUUCUCCUGCUGUGACUUCCUAUGCAACCAGUGUUUCUUUGUCUAAUACAGGACUGGCUCAGCUAGCUCCAUCUCAUCCCUUAGCUGGGACCCCUCAAGCACAAGCCACAAUGACACCGCCUCCCAACUUGGCAUCCACUACCAUGAACCUCACCUCACCUCUGCUUCAGUGUAACAUGUCUGCCACCAACAUCGGCAUUCCCCACACCCAGAGGUUGCAAGGGCAGAUGCCAGUCAAGGGGCACAUUUCCAUCCGCUCCAAGUCCGCACCACUGCCCUCUGCGGCUGCACAUCAGCAGCAGCUGUAUGGCCGCAGCCCACCAGCAGUUGCCAUGCAGGCUGGUCCUCGUGCAUUGGCUGUUCAGCGGGGCAUGAACAUGGGGGUUAACUUAAUGCCAACUCCUGCUUAUAAUGUCAAUUCCAUGAAUAUGAACACCUUGAAUGCCAUGAACAGCUAUCGAAUGACACAGCCCAUGAUGAACAGCAGUUACCAUAGUAACCCUGCCUACAUGAACCAGACAGCACAGUAUCCUAUGCAGAUGCAGAUGGGCAUGAUGGGGAGCCAGGCCUACACCCAGCAGCCUAUGCAGCCCAACCCUCAUGGAAACAUGAUGUACACCGGCCCCUCCCAUCACAGCUACAUGAAUGCUGCGGGUGUGCCCAAGCAGCCGCUCAAUGGACCUUACAUGAGAAGAUGAGCAAGUGGACUUGCAGUGAAAAACUUAAAUAUAUAUAAUAAAGGAACUUUUUAUACUGACAAACCAGAGAAAAAAAUGGACCUUUUUCCAGUUAAAAUAUUGCUGUAGACUUAGGAGGAACUUUUCUUUGGUUUCUUUCAUUUUUUAGAAAACCUGACCUCUUUUAUUGGGUUCAGUUUUGUUCUGGGUUUUGGUUUUCUUCACAAUCUUGAACAUUUUACAGUAGAACUCAUCUGAAAAUGGAUUUGGGGAUGGGGAAACAUGCACAAAUCCUUUCAUAAUUAAAAAGAGCCUUACUUUCUUUACACACCACAUGGACAGACUUUGUGUACAAGUGAAUUGUCUUUAUUUUAAAAUGUAUGUUUCCCCUCACUGUUUGCAGCUCCCACUGUCGUCAUUUUUAAAUGUUAUAUAUACAUCUCAAGGGUCAACUAGACCAUUUCCUCCAAACCCAGUCCCUACUUCAUUCCAGCAGGAGGCACUUAGGGGAGACUCAGACGGGCGACAUGGAGAGCAACCCAAGCUCCUUAAACUUACUGUUACUACUUUUAUUAAUCAAGUGAGGCAAGAAAAUGCUUCGCCUUUUAAGAUCUCCUCUCCCUGUACACACCUCUUGAAACCUUUCCCCAAGAAUGUUUCUUUAUAGACAAACUUUGUUGAAAUCUUUGUUUUUCUGGAAUCAAGUGUAAUAUAAUUCUUUUUAUAAUAUUCCCACUCAGCACUCAGAGACGCAAAAAUACUGUAAGUCUCACUUAACAGCAGAAUCUCAGAGGAUGCAAUCGCAGUCUCGCCUUUGGAGGCAUAAAUAUGGUCACUUAAUAAAAAAGAGGAAAUAGCCUCUUGUUUUUUACCACCUGGUGAGUCAGCCAUAUAACUUGCAUAUUCCACCUGGCCUCUUGUUUUUAGUAUGUACUUUGAAAUGCUAACUAAGGGUCUUGAUUCUUGAGCCUUUGACUCUGAUACAUCUGAAAAGAGCAGUCCCCAAUGAUUUGCCUCUCACAUGAGUUCAUACAGUGUUGGUGGAUUACUGUACCUUUCAGUGGUUUGAAAAACAUCUGACAAAUCUUUUGACACUUGAUUUUAUGUUGCAGAGAUGGUGCAGAAUGUGUAUCCAAAAUGAGACUCUUGUGAGUUUAUAGCUACUUAAAUGAUCCAUACCUCUAGUUUUCAUUUGUUUUUUUUUUUGAUCCCCUGUGAAUCAGAGUGCACCAGCCCCUCUCCUGACAGUGGCUAAUGAGAAGAGGGAGAGACCUACCACCAGCAUAGGGCACAUCUGGACAGCACGGCUUCAGCAGCUUCUUACUUUGUUCCCAGUCCAUUCUCUUUCCUCUUGUGCAACCAGUUCGCCCAUUCUCUUCUUAUUACUUGCUCCAGGGAUAGGUAAAAUAUAUAUAUAUAAUAUAUAUAUAUUAUAUAUAUUCCAUCAUUAGAAGAUGGAAACUAUUAUACCACUUGGUAUGUGCAGUCAAAUAUCCAAAAGGGGGAAAUACUGCUUAAAGAAAUACCUGUAAGCAUAAAUUCUCUCCUUUGUUUGUACAUUUUAUAUAAAUAAAUUUUUAAAGUACUAAUUAGGCAUUAAAUUUUUUCAAAUGCACAGGUUUGUUGGUUUUUUUAUACACUUUAAUUGACUUUUUCAAUUAAGUGUGUUAGAUAGAAAAAGGCAGAAUUCCACACCUUACCGCUGUCAACUAUGAGCAUGUGCAAGGCUGUGUAGGACCCGGUUUCUCUGUAUAUACUAUUCCAAUUCCCAGUCAUCUCUGUAGAAAGUGCACUGUGCUGCCCUCUCCCUACAUCUUCAGCUGUGUCAUGCUUCCUGGAAGGGAUGGGGUGGGGAGGGGUGGGGAGGGGAGGGAGGUCUACUGGGAGGAGGGUGGGGCAAGGCAGAAGGAGAAGCUGUUGAAAUGAGGGCCUUGAAUUUGUUUCUGUUGGUUUGCGGUUGUGUUUUUUUUGUUUUUGUUUUUUUUUUUUGUUUUUUUUUAAAUUUCAAUUGGGCAGCUCCCUUUUCCACAGCCUCUUUGUGACUGUAGACCUAUUGUAGAAAAAUAUGUUCUUUUCUAUAUUAUAAAAGAAAUUAUCCAACAGUAAUAUUGGUACCUGUCAUUUUUUCACUUCUGUUUUAAAAAAUGUAUUUUUAGCAAGAUAACUUGGGUAAUCUUCUAAAAAAAUUUAAAAACUCACUGUUAGUGACUUUGAUGCCUUUUAAAAUAAAAGCUUUUUCAUUUCAUUCCAUCUUUAAAAUUUUUUAUCUUUGUUGUAGAAUAUUAAAAACUAUUUUAAGAAAGAUGAAAAUUCUCUUUAAAGAGAUCUCUAGAGUGUGUGAAUAGAGCUCCAGAUGCCUCUAAAAGCCGCAUGUACAAAUGAAGCUAAGUCUAUUCCUGUCUGUUUCUAUUUGCUUUUCCUGUUUUGUAACCUCUUUGUACUUUGUUCCUGGUGACCUGUAAGCUAGGGGAAGGGGUGCCUAGAUGCCUUUGUACUGCUCCAUGUCAUGCGCUCCUGGCCAGUUGGCCUCCCUUCCUCUCCUUGUAUGUAAUAUCUUCCCCCCUUUCUAGCAAGUACUUUCAAAAGAACUCUGUACAUUUUAACAUAAAAAAAUAAAUUAUGUUGAGCCAUUUUGGA